ACUUCCGAGGUUCCGCAGCAUUUAUCCUUUGUUCCCUGUUCGUCAGCAGCCCAGAAGCGGGAGUGUUGAUAAAGCUGUAAGAGAGCUGCAGCAGCAGCAGUUGAUGAACUCUGGAAAGAAGUCCAGCAGCUUGAGGAACAUCUGGUCAAAGAAACUGGAGGGAAGCAGGAGCUCAAACAGCGGCAGGACGCAGCAGAGGAAGAGACACCAGAUGAUGGAUGAUGUUUUCCAGCCCAGAUUAGUGCUGCCAGCAGAUGUUAAAGAAGAGGCUCCUGAAGAACAGAGUCCUGAUGUGGAUCAGCAGGAGCCAGAGUCCCUCCAGAUAAAGGAGGAACAGGAGGAACUCUGGACCAGUCAGGAAGGAGAGCAGCUCACUGUGAAGGAGGAGACUGAUACCAGGUUUCCAUUAACUGCAGCUCCUAUCAAGAAUGUUAAAGAAGAGGCUCCUGAAGAACAGAGUCCUGAUAUGGACCAGCAGGAGCUGGAGCUCCUCCACAUAAAGGAGGAAAGUGAAAGAAUCUGGGCCAGCCAGGAUGGAGAACAACUGAAUGUGAAGAAGGAGACUGAUGAUACCAGGCUUCCAUUAACUGUUGUUCAUAUGAUGAGUGAAGAAGAUGAGAAGAAACCUCUGUUCUCUCAGCUUCAUCAACAACAAACAGAAGAUAGAGAUCUUCCAAGCAGCAGCUCAGGUGACCAGAUAAAAGCAGAAAUUAAAGUAGAGGACUGUGGGACAGCAGAAUCCAGCAGGAACCCAGAUCUAAAUACUCAUGGAUGCUCUCCCAACUAUACAGAGACUGAAGACAGUGAAGAUGAUGAUGUGAAGCAUCAUGAAUCUGAGCUUAAACAUUUGGCUGACUCUGAAACUGAAGACAGUGGGGAUGAUUGGAAGGAGAGCAGGACUCCAGGGUCAGACAAAAACACUGUCAACAAAUCUUUGAGCUGCUCUGAGUGUGGGGGAAAAUUUGCUACCAGACGCUCUCUUCAGAGUCACAUCACAUGUCAUCCAAGAUUAACGUCUUCAGAUUGUUCUGGUAACGAGACAUGUUUCAGAGAAAAGAAAAACAUAGAUUCACUAACUAAAGUCCAGAGGAGUAGUAAAACCUUUAACUGCGUUGAGUGUGGUAAACGUUUUAACAGGAAACGCGAUCUAAGCAGACACAUGACUGUCCACGCAGGGGAGAAAUUCUUUGGUUGUGAUACUUGUGAAAAAAGAUUUGCCAAAAAGUCACAUUUAGCGCCACACAGAAGAAUCCACACAGGUGAAAAACCCUUUGGUUGUAAUGUUUGUGGGAAACAAUUUAACCAAAGCUCCACUUUAGCUCCACACGCAAAAAGCCACACAGGGGAGAAACCACUUAGUUGUAAUGUUUGUGGGAAACGAUUUAUCCGUAAAACAACUUUAAACCAGCACAUAAUAACCCACACAGGGGAGAAGUCCCUUGGCUGUGAUACUUGCGGAAAAAGAUUUGCCUACAAGUCACUUUUAAACAACCACAUGAGAAUCCACACAGGAGAUCAACCCUUUAGUUGUGAUGGUUGUGAGAAAAGAUUUGCCUCCAAGUCAGAUUUAAACAUACACAUGAGAAUCCACACAGGAGAAAAACCCUUUGAUUGUGAUGCAUGUGGAAGAAGAUUUGUCUCCAAGUCAAAUUUAAACAAACACGUGAAAAUCCACACAGGAGACAAACCUUAUAGGUGUGAUCUGUGUGGGAAAAGAUUUACCCAAAAAACAACUUUAACCCAGCACACAAGAACCCACACAGGGGAGAAAUCCUUUAGUUGCGAUACUUGCGGAAAAAGAUUUUUCAUGAAGUCACAUUUAAACCACCACGUGAGAAUCCACACAGGAGAUAAACCCUUUGUUUGUGAUGCAUGUGGGAAAAGAUUUGCCUACAAGUCACUUUUAAACAUACACAUGAUAAUCCACACAGGAGAAAAACCCUUCGAUUGUGAUGCAUGUGGAAAAAGAUUUAGCCAAAAGUCAGAUUUAAAAAAACACGUGAGAAUCCACACAGGAGACAAACCUUAUAGUUGUGAUCUUUGUGGGAAGAGAUUUACUCAAAAAACAACUUUAACCCAGCACACAAAAACCCACACAGGGGAGAAAUCCUUUAGUUGUGAUACUUGUGGAAAAAGAUUUUUGGAAAUGUCAUAUUUAAACAAGCAUGUGAGAAUUCACACAGGAGAUAAACCCUUUGUUUGUGAUGCAUGUGGAAAAAGAUUUGUCUCCAAGUCGCAAUUAAACAGACAUAUGAGAAUCCACAUAGGGAACAAACCCUUUGAUUGAGAUGCUUGUGAUAACAUUUUUGCCCUUACAUCACAAUUAAACACAAAAAUCCAACUGAAGAGAACAGUUUGGGUGUGAUGAAGGUGAUGAAAGCUUUGCCUUUAAGUAAAAUCUAAACCAACACACUAGAAUUUACAGAAAAAAAAACCUUGCUGGUUAUGAUUGCGGAAAAGAUUUAAUCAUUAUUUAAGCCCUUUUUAGAUCAUUGAGCUGCAAUAAACACGCAGCAUGAAACCCCCAUUGUGGAUAACUUUGUCCUUUCACAGCUUCUUUUAGCUGCUCUGCUGUCCUUAGUUGGUUUGUUCUUGGCCUGCUUAUAUAAGAGCUGGUCCCCUCUGGUGUGGGCCUCUUCAUUUGUUCUGGCCCAGCUUCCUCAGGUGUGGUUGCUGUGGCUGUAUGUGCAAAAUAUCUUGGUGGACACACAAAUGUCCUCGCCAAAACUGGUUUAUGCUGUCAUUGUGUCAGUGAGCUGGUUCGGGUCAGUGGCUGCAGCUUAAAAAAAUACUCCAAUUUAGGGUUGAAACAAUCAGAUUAAUCAUGAUGAAAUAAUUGUCAACUAAUUAGGGGGGCCAAAGCUAUCUCAGGGGGUCCACAGAUGAAAAUGAAUUUGUUUAUCGAACAAUCAGUUUCUGUUACCUGUAUUUAAGCAUAUACUAAGUACACAGGAGAUGAGAUUUGUGUACAUAAUUUGCAGUUUAACAAUGUAACACAAAAAACAAAUAAAAGAUAAAACAACACUUGGCAUCAACUUUUGAACAAUAACACUAUUGUGAUGAAACUUUACAAUAUUCCAAAUGUGGAGCUCAAGCAAUGUCCCACCAUUAAAAAGUAUAAAAAGAGGAUUAGAAAUGGAUAUCACACUUAAAACUAUUGUAAUUAUUAUUAUUAAUGUUGAUGUUCCUGCUUUUAUUGGUAGAAAUAUUGUUGCUUGUAUGUAAAUAUAAUAUAAUAUAAUAUAUUAUUUGUAAAUAUAUCAAUAAUGUCGACAGAAAAUGUAUAAGUUGUAACACAUUAUCCUAAUGUAACCAGUAUUAGAUCAAUAAAUAUAAUAUAUAAUAUAAUAUAUUUUAUAAUAUAUAUAAUAUAUUUUGUAGCGACCAUCAGGUUCCAUUUCUUUGCUCCCUUCUGGGUUUGGAUGGAUCCAGGUUCCUACGCGCUGACAAACAAUGUCCAGACUGGGAAAUAAGUUGUGGGGUGCUCCCAUUUAUUAAACCACUUUCAAAUAGAUGAUAAUCCAACAUCAAAGUGACAGUCUGGAAUAGCAAGCAUGAAGGAUACUGUAGUAAGUGUGAAGUAUAGAGACUAAACAUGAUGAACAACAGAGCGGUGAAAACCGUAGGACCUUCCCUAAACCAAUUCAUCUGCCUUCUCACCUCUGCACCUAUAUACACCAGAAAUUGUCAAUAGUUUUUUUUUUUUCAUGUUCUUUUUCCCCCUUCUGUUCUAUUUCUAAUACUGUAUCUGCAUAUUAUAUAUUUAAAGGAGACCUAUAUGGAAGAACCAGGUACAGAACAUGGAUGGAUUUGUUCAAAAACAAAUAAAUGAUAAAUAAAAAAUGUAAAAAAAAAAAAAAAGGAAUAUAAAGCAGCUAACUUGUAGGUUUCAGUUAAGUAGAAUUGGGUCCUUUCGGAGGAGCAAAACAGUUCUGGAAACAGCUGGGAACAGGUCAGUGGAAUCUCCUGGCACUGGUUCUUCUGGCUCACCAUCAUCCUGGCCAGAGGCAGAGGCCUCUGAGGCUUCAGACUCCUCCCUCAAUGAACUACAUUAAACCAAAAAUGAGUAUUUUCAAAAUAAAAACACAACCACAGAUUUAUCAUGAACAACACACAUAAGCAGCAGAUAACAUUUCAAAAUAAUGGAAAACAUAAGGUAACUACUCACCUGAGUAGUGAUUGUUUCUGUAGAUACUCUGACCUGGUGAUGGUUGGCUGGUUUGUGUGGAAAUCUAUUUGAUUUGUGCUUGAUUUGCUUAUUUUAAAAGAUGUCAUGUAUCCUGUCUCCCUGCCUUUUCAUUCUCAAUCAUAUCACUCCAAAUACUACUUAAACAAUGUUAUCAAU
Girardinichthys multiradiatus is the source of this 4345-nucleotide messenger RNA. Its product is annotated as zinc finger protein 260-like. Lineage: Eukaryota; Metazoa; Chordata; Actinopteri; Cyprinodontiformes; Goodeidae. The transcript has 3 exons. The coding region runs from base 104 to 2287 and encodes 727 amino acids. Gene Ontology annotation, biological process: regulation of cytokine production; regulation of immune system process; negative regulation of transcription by RNA polymerase II. The record is from RefSeq and is a predicted model, not a curated record.